This is a messenger RNA of Anoplopoma fimbria (sablefish), 6933 nucleotides long. It is a transcript of the gene pcxb, whose product is annotated as pyruvate carboxylase b. Bases 177 to 3719 code for a protein of 1180 amino acids. Gene Ontology annotation, molecular function: ATP binding; metal ion binding; pyruvate carboxylase activity. Gene Ontology annotation, cellular component: cytoplasm. NCBI's taxonomy places the organism in Eukaryota, Metazoa, Chordata, Actinopteri, Perciformes, Anoplopomatidae. The record is from RefSeq and is a predicted model, not a curated record. Gene Ontology annotation, biological process: gluconeogenesis; pyruvate metabolic process. The transcript has 27 exons.
GUGUGUGUGUAUAUAUAAACUCCCCUAUCUCCCUCUUCGGAGCAGCAGCGUGUCCGUGUGUGUGGGGUUUUUAGCAAACGCACACAUAAACACUCUGACAAUCCACUGUUUACAUUCGGUGUCCGGUUACCUGCCAGCGGAUCCACAGCAUUGACUGACCGCGACAGAGCACCAGCAUGAUGUUGAGGUACACGGUAGUCCGAGGUGGCCUCGGCCUCCUGGCUGUGAGGAGGGCGUGUCUCUCCCCCCGCUUCAGCCACUCUGCCCCGCGGAGCGAGUAUCGACCAAUCAAGAAAGUCAUGGUGGCCAAUAGAGGUGAAAUCGCCAUCCGUGUGUUCAGAGCCUGCACUGAACUGGGGAUUCGAACCGUGGCUGUCUACUCCGAGCAAGACAUCGGACAAAUGCACAGGCAGAAGGCGGACGAGGCUUACCUGAUUGGAAAAGGUCUGCCACCUGUUGCGGCAUACCUGGACAUUCCCAACAUCAUCCAAGUAGCCAAGGACAACAAUGUGGACGCCAUCCACCCAGGCUACGGUUUCCUCUCUGAGCGGGCAGACUUUGCCCAGGCCUGCUCGGACGCGGGGGUGAGGUUUAUUGGACCAAGCCCAGAAACGGUGCGCAAGAUGGGAGACAAGGUGGAGGCUCGGUCCCUGGCCAUCAGUGCAGGUGUACCUGUGGUUCCUGGAACAAAUGCCCCCAUCUCCUGCCUGCAGGAUGCGCAGGUGUUCGCCGAAACAUACGGCUUCCCCAUCAUCUUUAAAGCAGCCUACGGAGGAGGCGGUCGUGGCAUGAGGGUGGUCAAAGAGUACGAGGAACUUGAGGAGAAUUACCAGCGGGCCUACUCUGAAGCCCUGACGGCUUUUGGGAAUGGAUCCCUGUUUGUUGAGAAGUUUAUUGAGAAGCCAAGACACAUUGAAGUACAGAUCCUCGGCGAUAAAUACGGUAAUGUCAUCCACCUCUACGAGAGAGACUGCUCCAUUCAGCGCAGGCAUCAAAAGGUGGUGGAGAUUGCACCGGCUUUCCAACUGGACCCUCAUCUGAGAAAUCGACUUCACGCUGAUGCUGUCAACCUAGCCAAACAGGUUGGCUACGAGAACGCGGGGACCGUGGAGUUCCUGGUUGACAGACACAACAAACACUACUUCAUUGAGGUCAACUCUCGACUCCAGGUGGAGCACACGGUGACCGAAGAAAUCACUGAUGUGGACCUGGUCCAUGCCCAGCUGCAUGUGUGUGAGGGCCGCAGCCUGCCAGAACUGGGCCUCAAGCAAGACAAGAUCAGGGUGAACGGCUGCGCGAUCCAGUGCAGAGUGACGACCGAAGAUCCGGCCAGAGGCUUCCAACCAGACACAGGAAGGAUUGAGGUCUUCCGAAGCGGCGAGGGCAUGGGCAUCCGUCUGGACAGUGCCUCGGCCUUCCAGGGUGCCGUCAUCUCGCCCCACUAUGACUCCCUGUUGGUGAAAGUCAUCGCCAGUGGGAAGGACCUGCAGACGGCAGCUUCCAAGAUGAGUCGAGCCCUGGCCGAGUUCAGAGUGCGAGGGGUCAAGACCAACAUCCCGUUCCUCCAGAAUGUUUUCAACAACCACCAGUUCCUCCACUCCACCGUGGACACCCAGUUCAUCGACGAGAACCAGGAACUCUUCAACCUCAAACCCACCCAGAACCGAGCCCAGAAGCUACUGCACUACCUUGGUCAUGUGAUGGUAAAUGGACCAACCACACCCAUCCCCGUCAAGGCCAAGCCCUCCUCCAUAGACCCUGUCAUCCCUCCUGGCACCAUGGGCGACCCUCCAAUAGGUUUCCGGGAUGUGUUGCUGCGUGACGGUCCUGAGGGAUUUGCCAAGGCCGUCCGUGCCCACCAAGGCCUGUUGCUAAUGGAUACCACCUUCAGGGAUGCCCACCAAUCGCUCCUGGCAACUAGGGUUCGGACCCACGACCUGAAGAAGAUCUCGCCGUUCGUCAGUCACAACUUCAGCAACCUUUUCAGCCUGGAGAACUGGGGAGGUGCUACCUUUGAUGUGGCCAUGCGUUUCCUGUCAGAAUGUCCAUGGAAGAGACUUCAGGAGCUGAGAGCUUUGGUACCAAAUGUUCCUUUCCAGAUGCUGCUGCGAGGGGCCAACGCUGUGGGCUACACCAACUACCCUGACAACGCUGUCUUUAAGUUCUGCGAGGUGGCCAAGGAGAACGGCAUGGACAUCUUCCGCGUGUUCGAUUCCCUGAACUACCUGCCGAACAUGCUGCUGGGCAUGGAGGCUGCUGGAGCAGCAGGUGGCGUGGUGGAGGCUGCCAUCUCGUACACAGGCGACGUCUCUGACCCAAUGAGGCAGAAGUACUCUCUGGACUACUACAUGAACCUGGCAGACGAGCUUGUCAAAGCCGGAACCCACAUCCUCUGUAUCAAGGAUAUGGCCGGUCUUCUGAAGCCACAGUCCAGCAAGCUACUGAUUGGCUCUCUGAGGGACCGUUUCCCAGAUGUGCCCAUCCAUGUUCACACCCACGACACAGCUGGCGCUGGUGUAGCCGCCAUGUUGGCCUGUGCUGAGGCUGGAGCUGACGUAGUGGAUGUGGCGGUCGACUCUAUGGCCGGGAUGACCUCUCAGCCCAGCAUGGGAGCCAUGGUGGCCUGCACCAAGGGGACCAAGCUUGACACCGGCAUUGCUCUGGAGAAGGUAUUUGACUACAGUGAAUAUUGGGAAGUAGCCAGAGGCCUGUACGCUCCAUUCGACUGCACUGCCACCAUGAAAUCUGGCAACGCUGAUGUCUAUGAGAACGAGAUACCCGGAGGACAGUACACCAACCUUCACUUCCAGGCUCACAGCAUGGGACUCGGAAACAAGUUCAAAGAGGUGAAGAAGGCCUAUACGGAAGCCAACAAACUACUAGGGGACCUCAUUAAGGUGACACCAUCCUCAAAGAUUGUGGGUGACUUGGCCCAGUUCAUGGUGCAGAACAACCUGACCAGGGCAGAAGUGGAGGAACGGGCGGAUGAGUUGUCCUUCCCCCUGUCUGUGGUCGAGUUCCUGCAGGGAUACAUUGGGAUACCACAUGGAGGAUUCCCAGAGCCGUUCAGAUCUAAGGUGCUGAAGUCCCUCUCUCGUAUCGAGGGUCGUCCCGGCGCUUCUCUGCCACCCAUGGACUUCAAAGCCCUGGAAGAGGGGCUCCGAUCUGCACACGGUGAUGAGAUCACCCCUGAGGAUGUGAUGUCAGCAGCCAUGUACCCGAAGGUGUUCCAGGAGUUCAAGGACUUCACUGCUAACUUUGGUCCGGUGGACUGUCUCAGCACCAGGCUGUUCCUAGAUGGACCCAAGAUCGCCGAGGAGUUUGAGGUGGAGCUGGAGAGGGGGAAGAUCCUCCACAUCAAGGCGCUGGCACUGGGUGACCUGAACAAGGCAGGCCAGAGAGAGGUGUUCUUUGAGCUGAAUGGGCAGCUGAGAUCGGUCCUGGUUAAAGACACCGUCGCCAUGAAGGAAAUGAAGUUCCAUCCUAAGGCUCAGAAGUCUAUCAAGGGUCAGGUGGGAGCACCCAUGCCUGGAAAAGUCCUGGAGGUCAAAGUGGAAGUGGGAUCCAAGGUGGAGAAGGGCCAGCCGCUGUGUGUCCUUUCGGCCAUGAAGAUGGAGACGGUGGUCAACUCCCCGGUGGCCGGUACCAUUAAGGCUGUUCAUGUCACGGCUGACUCCUCCCUGGAGGGAGAUGACCUGAUACUGGAAAUCGAGGAGUAGAGUGAGAGGGCGGAGGGAGGGAGGGGGGAGUAGUAGUCAUAGUAGGGAGUUAAAUCAUCUGAUUCUGUAAAUGGUGAGUUGGAGGAGUAGGGAAGGUUAAAAGAGGAGGAAAAAAACAGGAAUCCUUUUCGUUAAAGACGACUCCUAUUUUUGGCAAGACAUGUUUGCCCCUGAUUUGUACAUACUGAUGGUUACAGAGGGGAAACAUUAUGAAGCACAGCUCCACACAUAUCCAGACACCAGAGGGUGUAAAUAGAAGUUAAUGUGAUAAUCCUCAAUAAUGUGUUCAUUUGAUGGUAAUCCUUAUUGAAUUGUACCACUAAUCUCCCAAAAGGGAAGUUAUUCCCAUAGAUCUGGUGAUUAGGUCUAAAAUCAGUACAUCUCAAUACAUAUCUUAAUGUCCUGUCAACUUGUGAAAAAUAAGAUUUUUUAGAAAGACAUUAUACAUAUUAAUGGUGAUACAUUCCAUUACUUAAGUGCUAGUCUUAAAUGUGAUGUACUACAAAAUAACAAUGUGUAACAGUAACAGGGCCCUAACAUCUACUUGCAAUUAAAUGCCACAAUUUCCAUUUCUAUGCUGUUGAUGUUGCCUCAUAUAUUCAAAGUGAGUAGGUGAGACUUUAUAUUAAUGACUACUAAAUGUUUUUCCUAGGAGCCAGUGGGAGCUCAGACAAAGAAGGAUAGAUUUGAUGUCUUACCAAAUCAUUUUAUCAUAUAGGAGAAAUAUUUUCAUUUUUUAGAAUGCUCGCCUUUCCAUACAUUAUCGAUCUGACAUUAGUCACAGGGGAGUGGUAGCAAUUUCGUUAGUAAAAAAAAUAUAUAUAUUGUUUUUGGAAAGACAGCAAAGCACACUGGGGUUUACAGAGGGGCUGAAGGAAAGAAAUCACACUAUUUUGUCCAACCUCUUUUAGAUAUGUAUGUGAUAAAACUUUUCACAAUAAGAGAAGCACAACAAAGCAAGUGGCACUGUUUGAGGGUUGACGGGAACACAAAUAUUCACGCCAGAGACGUCCAAUGUUGCACCAAAGUGAAAGAUGUCUUCUGUUACUGUAUCAGUAAAAGUAGAUGGUUUAUUUUUUUAAAGAUCUGUCCUGAUGUUGAAAAUGUUUUCCCAUGCACACCUUUCUUUAAAAUCCCAAAGCCAUAAGCAGGCUAUAGAGAAGCUUUAGGCCAGGUUGGAAACACCCAAAUAGGAUUAGGGAUGUGAUUUUUGCCCGACCAAACAAUUGAGCUCUAUCCGCUAAAUCUUUUUAGAGGCCUAAAGCCAAUAGAGUCUUAAGACGGCAUUUUAGGCCUUUUUUUAGUCUCUGGUUUAAUAUUGUAAUGUUGGAAAAAUUGUCAGAGGAGCAUCUCCACCCCUCCUUUUCUAAACCAGGCAUAGCUUAUGGCGAAUGGUCUUCUUGACUUCAUGGGGAUUUUAAUGCUAGGUGUAAAUGGGAUUACAUGAAGGCAUGUGGUGUUAUUUUCUAAGUCUCUGCUGAUUAAAUAUAUGAAUUAAUUAUCUGUCAAAUGAUGUGAAAUUAGCCGGACUAAUAAGAGACUCUGGAGACUCCCAGUAGCAGCACUCGGCUUUGUUUCUAAUGCGCGUGUGUGUUUGCAUAAAUGAGUCAUAAGUGUGUGGGUGUGUGUGCCAGUGUGUAUGUGUGUGUUAGCAAAUUUUAAGACCAAGAGUCAACCAGUAUCCAUAAUGUUGCACCUCCUGAGCUGAAACCACAUUCUAAAAGAAAUGAUGUAUUCAUACACACGCAUUGAUGCAAAAAAUAUUCACGCUAACACUCCCAGCCCCCGAGUGCCGCCAGGAUAAAAAGAAAAACCAAGUACAACUCACAGUGGUAUGGCUACAUCUCCAUAGUAACGCUGUAUACUAAAAAUUGAACAGCGAUGCAGCAACGAGGGUACUCAGCUACCAGAUGAUGUGAGUGAAUUAAACUUACAAGAUUCAACUGUGUUUUAACUCAGUUUUCCACUAAUGUCUGGCCUUUUAAUGAUUUGAAGGUCUUGAACCUGAAAGUGAUCUAUGCUGAAUUGAAUGUUUACCCCGACCAGUGAAAGUAGACAGUGGACCGAAAAAAAGAGACCACAAAUCAAUUACAGUAGGAAAAGUGUCACAGCAUUAAAUGGUUGGGACAGCGAGCCAGAAAAGACACUGAAACAGCUUACUAUUCCAAAACACCUGUGUAGCUUUGGCGGAAAACAUCUAUCGGAACACAGAAAUGAAGUUUGUACUUGCAUCUUUGUCCAAUCACUUCUGAGAAUUAGUCCCCUUUUGAACUAUGCGUCAAUACUGAGCAGUGAUGCUGUCGUUAAUUAGAACACCGAUAAGUCUCUUCACUCUCCCCAACCCACUGCCAUGCCUCUAUGCACCUCUUGGCUUUAUCAAUCUGUAUCUGAAAUCUUUUAAAAGAGAUGGAGACGAAAUGGUGAAAAUGAAUGAAUGAGUGUUUUCGACAAGCUGUUGCACACUAAUGUAAAGUUCCCUCCUCCUCUCUUUACGACUCCCCUCGUUUAUCUGCUUUUCCUGCGCUAAUCCAUCUAUUCAACCAUCUUUCAUCAUGUUUUCCACUCCAUCCCCCUCUUCCUCCUCUCAACAGUGUACAUUUUCACAUGUAAGAUGAUGGCAUCUAAUCAUGCAAUAAUGUAAACUUUAUCGCAGUGUUUCUCUGUCUUUUCUCUGUCUUAGCCAGCACUAAUCUACCAUAUUUAUGACAAUGUACUACUGUUUAGUGUCAGGGGAAGUAAACAUAGCGGGAAAAUGUUAUUUGUUUCAGAAAAGGGGAUAAAACAUUGACCUAUUCUUGAGCUCACAAUAUCAAAAUGUGAACUAUUGCAGAGUAUGAAAAUAGGAUCUGUUUAAUUUCUUUUUUCAUUCAAUUGCUUUCCAUUGUGUAUUUUUAUGAAACCAAACAAACUGUUUAUUUACUCCCUCAGUAGAGCAGGCAUGACAGAUUCAGAAUGUCUCCCUAGAAUUUCUAUCAAAAUGUUCACUAGUGGUACAUUUUUUUUUUUUAUUUCCUUAUUUCUAAAUCAUCCUAGUUGUGAAUUCUACAUUUAGGUUCAUCGUUUUCGUUUAUUAAAGUAAUUUACAUGUUUCUGAGAAUGUAUGUUUAAGUCCUAGGAAAGACUGAGCUGGAGCGCACAAAAAGGGAAACCAAUAAUAUAACAGCGAUAAUUGUUCUUGUUCUGUCUGUACUUACAAAUAAAGUUAACUAUAGCU